This is a messenger RNA of Nerophis lumbriciformis (worm pipefish), 1725 nucleotides long. RefSeq names its product Golgi pH regulator (gene gphra). NCBI's taxonomy places the organism in Eukaryota, Metazoa, Chordata, Actinopteri, Syngnathiformes, Syngnathidae. Gene Ontology annotation, molecular function: voltage-gated monoatomic anion channel activity. Gene Ontology annotation, cellular component: Golgi cisterna membrane. Gene Ontology annotation, biological process: intracellular pH reduction. The record is from RefSeq and is a predicted model, not a curated record.
GCGACGGAAGUGAUCGUCAUAUCGAUGACGUAAUUUGUAAACGACCGUCGCAACUUUACGCAUUAAUAACAAGAAUAGCAAACAUUGCGUUGAUCAUUUAUUAAUAUGACUAAAACAAGCUUUGUGUUCCAGUAUGCUCUAAAAUCCUACACUAUUGCACAUUGAUUGUUUUAGUGGCUGUUUUAAUACACAACGCGUCAUGUCGUUUCUGGUGGAUUCUGUCAUCAUGUUCACCUCUCAGGUGCUAUUCUUUGGAUUUGGAUGGCUAUUCUUUAUGCGGCGGCUUUUCAAAGACUACGAGGUGCGUCAGUAUGUGGUCCAGGUGGUCUUCUCCAUCACCUUUGCUUUUUCAUGUACUAUGUUUGAGCUCAUCAUCUUUGAGAUACUGGGUGCCUUAAGUAGCAGUUCCAGGUACUUUCACUGGAAGCUGAACCUUCAUGUGAUUCUGCUGGUUCUCAUUUUUGUGGUGCCUUUUUAUAUUGGGUAUUUUGUCGUGAGCAACAUACGCCUGUUGCAGAGACAGAAGUUGCUUUUUGCAUGCAUGGUGUGGUUUACCUUCAUGUAUUUCUUCUGGAAGUUGGGCGACCCAUUUCCCAUUCUUAGUCCAAAACACGGCAUUCUCUCUAUCGAGCAGCUAAUCAGUCGUGUCGGUGUGAUUGGAGUCACGCUCAUGGCUCUCUUGUCUGGCUUUGGUGCCGUCAACUGUCCCUACACGUACAUGUCAUACUUCCUCAGGAAUGUAACAGACAGUGACAUCCUCGCUUUGGAGAGGCGGUUGCUCCAAACUAUGGACAUGAUUGUUAGCAAGAAAAAGCGCAUCGCAAUGACACGGAGACAGAUGUACCAACGUGGAGAAGACCAGAACAAACAGACAGGAUUGUGGGGCAUGAUCAAGAGCGUCACUUCGCCGCAAACGGGCAGCGAAAACCUGUCUCUCAUCCAGCAGGAGGUGGACGCUCUGGAGGAGCUCAGUCGACAACUUUUUCUGGAGACGGUAGACCUGCAAGCCACCAAGGAGCGUAUCGAAUACUCCAAGACGUUCCAGGGAAAGUACUUCAACUUCCUUGGCUACUUCUUCUCCAUCUAUUGUGUGUGGAAGAUUUUUAUGGCCACCAUAAACAUUGUGUUUGACCGUGUGGGGAAGACAGAUCCUGUGACCAGAGGCAUUGAAAUAACAGUCAACUACUUGGGCAUCCAGUUUGAUGUGAAGUUUUGGUCCCAGCACAUCUCCUUCAUCCUGGUGGGCAUCAUUAUCGUGACGUCCAUAAGAGGCCUUCUCAUCACUCUCACAAAGUUCUUCUACGCCAUAUCCAGCAGCAAGUCUUCCAACGUCAUUGUGCUGGUACUGGCUCAAAUCAUGGGCAUGUACUUUGUGUCGUCGGUGCUGCUGAUGCGCAUGAGCAUGCCGCUGGAGUACCGCUCCAUUGUCACGGAGGUGCUGGGAGAGCUGCAGUUUAAUUUCUACCACCGCUGGUUUGACGUCAUCUUCCUGGUCAGUGCCCUAUCCAGCAUCCUCUUCCUCUACCUGGCCCACAAGCAGGCGCCAGAGAAACACAUGGCCUUCUGAGACGCCCUCCACUGCUAGGCUUACAUGCAUUGUGGAAUUAAAGCAUCGCCAAUAUACAUGUUUUCUAUCUUUAAUCAUAUUUGUAUUCCAGUGCAGUGUUCCUGAAUCAGAAACGACUGUCAUGGGAAAGAAAUGCAGAAUAAAAGGUUUUAUUUGUA